Molecule: messenger RNA, 162 nt
Organism: Pyricularia oryzae 70-15
Lineage: Eukaryota; Fungi; Ascomycota; Sordariomycetes; Magnaporthales; Pyriculariaceae
Exons: 2
Coding region: 1-162 (53 amino acids)
Source: RefSeq, a predicted model, not a curated record
AUGCCGUUAUUCACUCAAGUUAUGCUCGGGCUGAAGGAUAUGGACGAAAAGGAUCGCAUCAACCGUGCUUGGGUUUCGUCACCAUCCCAUCGGGCCAACGGAAAGAGAUCCACGUCCAACCGGCUGGUUGAGCUCAAGCUCGGCAGAGUGAAGUGGGCCUAA